AUGGAUACAUCUGCGGGUCCAGGACAUCGUUUAGCCCUUCGAGUGCUUGCGCAGUUAGUGCUGACAUCUGCGUCUAAACGUGCCGGAUCGACAUCCGAAAGUGAAUCCAUGAAUGGAGAGUUGAGCAAUCUUCGUAGCGAGCUGGAUCGCAUGCAAGCCGUCGACAUGCGUAAGGACAUCCGUAUUUCAGAGCUCAUCAAAGAGCUUGACGCAACAAAAUGUCGAGUAGAAGCACUGGAAGGUAAAUAG
This is a messenger RNA of Haemonchus placei, 249 nucleotides long. Lineage: Eukaryota; Metazoa; Nematoda; Chromadorea; Rhabditida; Trichostrongylidae. The record is from the annotation of a GenBank genome assembly.